AUGAAGCCGCUCAAGACAUUGUGUAAGAAGCCAUCGGUGGCAACAUUGGCCUUGCUGCUGCUCGUCGCACACAGUGUCUCGUCGAUUCGGGUAGAUUGGAACACCAACACGGGCCCAAUAGUGCCCCCGACCAGCACUCCCGCGCCAGUUCCGCAACCACCGUUCCGCGACCCUGCUCCGGUGUGGGAGGAUCAGUCUGAUGACAUUCCGAAUCCUAAUCCCUACAGGUACAUUCUGCCACCUCCGUCGCGACCAAAGUACAAUGACAUCACCCUGGAGCAGCGCAAGCAGCAUCAGCAACAGCAUCAGGCCCAACCAGUGCAACCGACGAACCCUACACCCAUCGCCACGUCAACAGUUCCCACUGGAAAGAUCAUCGACAAACCCCAGCAACCUCAACCAACCUACCAGAACAGCAACGACGCUCCGCAAAACCGCGCCGCGGCACCGAGUCAACCACAACAACACCAUCAACAACAGCAACCCCAAAUCGUGCCAAGUCUCGCCGUUCAGUACGUUCCUAACAAAGGUCUCAAAUACUACGCGGUCGUACCACGGCACACGGAAGUGACCUACGGUUCCGACAAGCAGACCCUGCUGGAAACCAACGAUCUCUACCACAACGAGCAGCAGCAGCUCCAGAGCAAGUACGAUAAGUACGAUAAGCUCAACGGAAAGUACAAUCCCAAGCUGAAGAAGUACAAGGCCUACGAGAAGGUUAAAUACAUGCCGUACAUUGUGUAUUACGAUCCUACCAGGCAGCAGUUUUUCUACACCAGUGUUCCUUCGAAGAUGGUUUUAAAUAAUAGUCUGUAAUAUAAGAGACUACAUCACAGUCAAAACAAAUAUGUGUGAGUGAAAAU
Molecule: messenger RNA, 863 nt
Organism: Anopheles coustani
Lineage: Eukaryota; Metazoa; Arthropoda; Insecta; Diptera; Culicidae
Gene: GV1
Exons: 4
Coding region: 1-816 (271 amino acids)
Source: RefSeq, a predicted model, not a curated record